CGUUUGGUCAACAGUCAAUCAUAAAAAUACAACAAACCACGUGCCCAAAACAUAACGAAGAAAUGACGUUCGGACUUCCGCACUGAAAUUAAAAACCUAACGCCUCAAAACUAAAUGUCGUCUUGGACUCCAAGUUGGAGUAUUGCUGUUGUUUGCAACAGGUGAGACUCAUAUCUUUUGUGAUGACGACUAACGGGGAGGAGGAUGUCAGUGCGGCCAACAGUGACAUUUCUGGUGAAGUAGAGGGCAGUGUUCCGGAGGUGUCAUGUGACAGGUGCAGGGAGCUCUUCGAGGAACUACAGAAACGGAAGAAGGAACAGACAAUUUACACGGCUCUGAAAAAGAAGAUUUCUCUAACAGACUCUCUCAUCAAGAAGUACAACAGUAAAUGUCAAGAAUUUGAUCAACAGCAAAAGAAACUCCAAGAUGUCACCAUAAAAUUGGCUUCCUCGAAAGGGGACUGCAAGGUGUUGGAAGAGCAGCUGACUGUCACACUGAAGGAGAUUGUUCCCUGGAAAUGUGACAAAAACAAGUUUUUGAAGGAAUAUGAGGAUUGCAAGAGGAGGCUGAGUGAGACAGAGGACAAGCUGAAUGGAAGCGAGGCCCUUUGUGUUCAGUUUGAGAGUAGGUUAGAGGAGAUGGAAAUUGAGUUGGAUACUGUUGUGAAGCAAAAGAAGACAGCGGAGAAAUGCAAGCAAAUGGAAAAGAAAGCCUCUGCUUACAAAGAGGAUUUGGCCAAAUGCAGAAAGGAGUUAACAGCAACCAAGAACCGAGAAUCAUCUUUAGUGACAAUAAAUCAAAAGGCAAAGAACAAGAUAUCUGAACUCGUCCAAAUCCUCCGUGAUGCUGGUUUCUCUAUUCCGAGAAUUCCUAAAUCUCUGCUAGGUGGAAAUGCAGACAGGCAUGAAGGAACAUCAAAUGAAGAAACCGAUUUUGAGACAGUUGAUGAGGUCUUCUCCCAACCUCAAAAUACCUCCUCGUCUCCGCAAAAACAAGAUUCGCCACCAGAGGAGGCAGAGCAUACUGAAGAGAGAAGAAGACCUCCACUACAGGAGGAUGCAUGCCACAAGAUAUUUGAGAGGUUCUCAACGAGUGAGAUGGUGAACUGUAUGUCUCCUCUUCCACCCUCGCCCCAGCCAUCUCUACAAGAUGAGGUACUAAGCGACUUGAGUAGUAACAUGAGUGAGGAUGACACAAGAGAUGACGAUGCCUUCUCAGAUGUUGCUGAUGAAAUCAACAACCUGAUGGAGGUGAAUUGUCAACGGGAGGAAAGCCAAGAAGGAGGUGAGAAGACUCAGGAUGAGGGGAGAAGUCGAGCAGUCGAAGAGCCUCAGCAAGCGACUCUUGAAAGAUCCAAAUUGUUAUCUCAGGUUUAUGAUGACCUUUGUGAGGAUUCUGAAGGAGAGACUACCGACAAACCGAACCCUGAUGAGAUAGUUCAGACAAAACCAAACACGACGCCAAAGAAAGAGUCCCUGAUAGAGGCUAAGCUAGAAUCAGAGGAGCUGCUUACUGAUGAUGAGGAGGAAGAGCUUAGGGAUCGCAACUCUACCUCUAGCCAAAAUGCCAAGGAUUGUGACUUGGAAGGGGUUGAAUGUGCAACACAAAAGAAACACAGCGAAAGAGAACUUACUGAUGUUGACAAGUCUAGGAGCGAUACUUCUUCAAAUGUCAGUGGCAAGGCUUCUGAAAAGAGAAAUCAGGACGAUGAAGUUUUCACAAUGGGGAGUUCAUUAUCCGAUGAGUCUGAUGAUGAGGACGGUAAAGCCAGUCCAGGAAAGAAACCCUUGGAAAAUCCAGAACAGGAGAGCUUAUCGGCUGGUAGUUUGAAAAUCUCGCCAGUGAUUCAAGGAAAAUUGUUAUCACCAAUUAAGAACGACCAUGACAAACUUGGAGACGCUAGCCUUAAAGCCCAGAAAAAGCUUCUCUUGUCUCCAGAUCAAAGAAUGACUCGAUCCCAACUCAAGAUGCUUGCUUCGCUCGGUAACGUGGAACUUACUGUUUCCUCUGAUUCAACACUAGUAUCUGAUCAUACGAGAGAGAAGUCGCAUCUUGACAAGAUCUCAUCGCCUGCUCAACGAGAGAGUAGUGUACUUCCAGACAGAACAGAAUCCAAGAGUGAUGAAAUAAAACUUUCAGCACAUGAUCCAGAGAAACUUCAAACAUCUUCCGAACUGUCCAAGUCACAUCCACAACAACCUUGCAGAAGGCCUGUCACUAGGAGCUUAUCUCAUUCUGAAACUGAAUCGUGCUCAGAGACAGCUCCUCCAUCCCCAGCCAAAUCUCGUAAAAAGAGAGCUUUGAGAUUCAAUUCAAUUUCAGACCCUGACCUUAGCUGUCAAACUCCUUUGAUGAAAUCAGACGUCAUAAAAGCAGAGAAUGAGCUAUCAACAUGCCUGGAUGCAAGUUCCCUGAACAGGCACUCUCCACGACAACUCCUACGUUCUGUUUCUCUCACAGAUGAUGCUUCUGUGAAUAAAACUGUCACAAACGAAAUACCUGAAGAAGACUCUCUGCUAUCAAAAGUUCAUCCACGUGUGUCCCAAAAAAUUUCUCCAAAAACAUUCCUGCGAUCGUCGUCUGUUCCAGGUGACACAUUAUCUGGAAAACAGGCUGAGGAUAUGCCUAGACGAAUCACAAGAUCUCAGAAGCAGCACCUUGGAAGCCCUCCUAGAAAGGAAAUAGUGUUAAAACGAUUGACCAGAUCCUCUGUCAGAAAAUCAGCCUUCAAAACUAAGUCUGAAAGUCCUGAAAUCUUAUCAAAAAAAGACAACUUACGCUUGAGAAGAAAUAGCGAAACAGUUUCUACGAAAGAAUCCAAAGUGGCGAAGAGCCUUUUUGGUAAACAGGAAAAUGUUACUGCAGAUGAUUGUACUCUUCUUAAAUCCGAUAACACUUUAGGAGAUGUGGGCCCCAAAUCAGACAACUCUUGGGGAGAGUCUGUCCAAGCUCCAUCACAGAGAAGAACAAGAGCUGCUUCAGAUGCUGUUAAUUCAGACGAUAAGAGUACAGAAAUACAGGAAGAGCCUUGUGGUAGUCAACAAAUUGACAGACAGGGUGAAUCCUUGAAAAAUGAAACUACUUUGAAAGUUGCAGAGACAGAGGUAAACCAAGUGGAGUCAGGGGCUAAACCUGAAACCAUAGACGGCUUGAAAUUACCAGAGGGGUCAACUUUGAAAGCAAGCCACAAAAUUCAAGAACUUUGUAAAAGUGGAGAUGAGUCAUUGUUGGACAGCUUGUCCAAACAGAUUCUGCAGGACAACUCUCACAUGCAUCAACCAUCACAAGCUAAAUCAUCUCUUGAGAGAAUCGACCCUCUGGAGUCUGACGUCAGAAAUAAAGUUGUUCAUGCUGAGGCAUCCUCAUAUGACUCUGAUUUGCCACUUGGAGAUGUCUCUAUUACUAAAAAAUCACCCCAAGGAGAAGGGAGUUAUCUUGAAGAUUUAAAACCAAGAACUGAUGGUGAUCAUAAAGGUUCUAUCGAAGAGAGGAGCCCGACAUGUAGUGAAGAGACCAAUACUAGAAGCUUGACUCCUGAGCUAAAACCAAGUUCAUCUAAGAGGACCAUUUUGGAUGUUGAGGAACGAAUUCUCAAGAAGCCUAAACUUUCAUUCCAUACCACAGAAAAUGACAAACAAGACUCAAAAUGCUUUGGUACCAUGACUUCUGAAUCCACAUCUGAGGUGGAUGCUCUCACUGAAAAUACCCUUAACGUAGAAGGUGAAGGUAAUGAAGAGGAAGCUGUGCCAGAUGGAUCUGAACUAAACCAAAAUCGUUGCCAAGUUUCUGAAGAUUACCCCGAAGAUGAGCAAGUGCAACAAAGCAUUGGGGAAGAAGCUGAAACAGGGUUGAGUGAAGAGGCUCAAGUUACAGAGACAAACAAAAGGAGGACUUCUAUUGAGCUGAGCCCAAAUGCUAGCAGAGAAGAGCUUACCCUGGAAGAAGUUGAUAGUGCUGAUGCACGAUCAGAGCACAACCUUCAGGGAGGUAAUGCGGCAUUGACAGAAGAAGAAAGUGAGGGAAAAGAUGAGAUGAUGGAAGGUGUUGAGACCAAUCAAAUAGGUUGUCAAGGGAAUUCUGACCUUGAGGCUGUCUUCACAACUGAAGAGGGUGCCACUGCAUCAGUCGAACCAAGUCUUGCUGUCUCUGAACAGACAUCAUCAUGUGGAACCAAGUCAAACUCUAUUACCGGAGGUGAGGAUGCUGAUCUAGACGAUAAACAGCAACAAACAGCUGAUAAAAAUGAGAUAAAAGGCAGCAGGAGUGGCAUUGUUGAAGGUUCAGUAAACAAGGAAGGAGAAAGUGACAUCAGCUUUGAUGAAGUAGAGCAAGAUGUCGCCCAUCAGGCUCCAGAAGACUCAAGAGAUACUUCAGAUAAAGCAAGCAGCAUCACUUCUUUGCUGCCGAGAGCUGUUUGUCAAUUAGAAAGAUUCUUAUUGGAUUCUUCUUCCUCCACACAAGAAGGAAUACCUUGUAACAGCAAUGCUUCCCAGGUUGUUUGUGUAGAGGCAGAAUCGUCUAGAGCUAGCACACCGACCACAGACAUCCUGAGCAUUAACUCUAUGUCUGGUCACAUUUCCCCAGUCUCUCCUCUUUCUUUCCAGGAGUCGGACAGGACAAGUCCCCUCUCACCCCUGGCGUCCGCUCCUCAAAGCCCUCUUGUCUCACCACUCAGUCCAUCUCCAAAUAUAUUUGAUUCCCUUGUUGCUCUUCCAAGAAUACUAUCUCCCUUGCCACCCUCGCCAGGAUCCCCAGAAUUAGACUUAGAUGAAGAUACUGUUGAGCAAUCGGCACCGAGAGGUGUCGUAUCAGUUGAUGUGGUCAAUCGACCAAGGAUGAUUUCUCCACUCUUCCCAACUCCAGUCCCGCCGGUUGUUUCCCCACUCUUGGAGCCUCCUAUUCCCCAUGUCCUGUCCCCACUCAGUGAUACCUCUCCUCAGAGACUUAGUGAUUUUGCUCUCCGUGACCGCAGUCCAAUGAUCUCCCCCUUGAGGAAUCCCCUCAUCCCUUCACCCUGCAAUUUUCAUGCAGAAGCUCCUAGAGAUGCCUUAUCUGUGAGACCCCAGCACCUCCCAACUCCUAGGAGGCAGCCAGCGUCUCGUUGCCUUGCAGCAUCUUUCACUAUUGCAACCAGUCCUCCUGGCAUGAGCCUAGCUCCUGAGAUCAUUAGUCCGAGACUCCACUCCCUGGCUUCAGAGCUGGUGUUUGAAUUUGGAGAGUCUCAACCAAGUACAUCCGGGUUUCAGAGGCAGCGACUCUCAAACAUCGCACCAAGUGUUACAUAUGAUGAGGCUGGAACUAAUACAUCGGAUAAAGUCGGCAAUGAAGAAAAAUCAAAGGAGGAUGAAGAACAGAUACCAACUUCUGUGAAACGCGGUUUUAAGAAAAUUCAUGCAAAACCAAGUGCCAAGAAUGAGGCUGCGGUAGAGAAAAUGCCUGAAACAUCAAUAAAAGUAGAUUUGAGUGGACAAAAUGAACCAGAGAGCCAUAAUGUACCUGAGCAAAAACGAGAGAAAUCUUCAGUCACUAGUUUGAAAACGUUAAAAACACCCAAAAGGACAGAGACUAAUAAUGAUGAUCCUCCCAAAACGAGAAGGCGAAUUAAGCAGAAUUCAGCUGAUGAAGUGGUUGAUGAUAAGUCAGUUGGAAAGUUUAGUAGGAGGAAGAAGGCCAAACAUUCAUCAGAGUCUAACAACUUGGUGCAAUCUCAAACUUCUGAAGACUCGGAAAAUAACAAGUCCAAAAGAUGUACAAGAAGUCGAUCUUGUGUACCAACGGAUCCCAAUCUUUCGGGAUCUAGUUUGUCAACUCCGUCAUCUUUGCUUCAACGAAAAAGUGAUGUUGAAAAGAACUCUGAGACCACUCUUAAGUCUUCCAAGAGAAGGAAGAAUUCCAGAAAUAGAUCUGGAGAAUCGCAAGUUAACGAGAGGAGCAUUGAUCCAGGAGUAGAUGGAUGCAGCGACCCUUCUUUCAUGGAAACAUCUAGAGACUUUGCAUCUACUCAACAUGGUUCUCUAAAUCAACCAGUGGGACCAAGUACCAUGUCAGAAAGAAGACAGGCACUUCUCAUACAAGCAUGUGAAAUUAAAAAGGUUUCUGGCUUCAAGAAAUCCGGCUCUUUGCGAAAGACGAAAGACUCAAUGCAUGAGCCAGAAGCUUUAGCGAGGGCAAGGGACUCUGAUCAUUUGACUAAUGCAGAUUCAGAGAAAGCAAAAGCAACACAAGAGAACCAAGGCACUGGUGAGGGAAAACCUCAUUCCAGGGAGCCAAAGGCGGUUGAGAAAAAUCCUUUAUCCGAGAACUUUAGAAUUGAAAAGAAUCUUUGUGAAAACGGCUCAAUUUAUCGGAAUCAACCUCAAGAAGACGUUGCACCAGCUCCUGGUGAUAAUACCAACUCGUAUAAAGAUUUAGCUGAAGAGCAAUGCAACAGCAACAAGAGAACCAACCAAACGCCGAGACCAACUGGUGGUAGCCUACAGAUACCAACAACUUUCACGACCAUGUCUCGGAUCGAUUCCCAAGACCAGCAGGCAACUCUACCCAAGGCCAUCCAGGUAAAAUCCAACAUCGGCAGUGUCUGGGGAAAUAUCGCCUCUCGUAAAGAUCCUAGACAUGACCUUUUCAAUCGCGGUAAGAAAAAUAAAGUCAGGGAUCCAAAAACAGGCCAUGGUGAUCAAAGCCUUACACUUAGGGGUACAGUAAAGACUGACCCAGAAGGAAAUCCAAACCCCAGGCUGACUGAUCAUCAAGAAGCCAUGAGAGGCAAGUCUCAGUUUCAAUUGGACAACAGUGAUGCCUUCUCCUCAGAUGCAGCGUCCAUUUUCUCACCGAGAAAUCCUCCGCCUCAUCAGAGGAUGGAGAAACAAACUGCCCAGAGACCCUGGUCAUCAAAACCAACCAAAACCAACUUAUCAGACUGCAAGAUCGAUAAAACCAAGACCUCAGAUACAGGUACCUUCACUCAAAGUACCAAUCCAACAAAGACACUUCUGCCAAGUGUAGCCGAAGACUUGAGAAGUGGAUCUGAUAAACAAAAGGUUGAUUCUGUUGAAGACUUACACAGUGCGAGCGUGAGAGCUGCUGCAUCCAAGAAGUCAGGCUCUUCUUCUUUGAUCCAUGGGAGGCAAACUGGGCCAGGAGGAGUCAAAGAGUGGACUGCGGGAGAAUCCCCAAUGCAGACCAGUCAUAUUCCAGAUCCUGCUAGGUCCAAAGGGGACAUUAAGGGCAGGAAGAGACCUGUUGUCGGAAAUUCAGGACAGUACAUCAAAGAGCAGCCCUCCGCUAAGAUGGCAAAGAUUAUGACCCCUGGACAACCCUUGACCCUUUCAAGGUCAGGGUUCACACAGCCUGUCUCAGAUGUGGAAGCUUUAAUUCAUCAUAUUAAAGAGCUGAAAUCAGACUCUGACGUCACACCUGUAAUUGCUGAGGUUGUAAACUUUUUAGGCAGCAGUGCCAUCAGUCUGAUGCCAUCCAUUCGCGCCAAGUGUUGGACCAAGAACACCAGCAGCAAGGCAAUGCUUCUACCCCAUGAACAGGAGCUUGUUACAGGCAUUAUGGAGUCAGUCUUUGCAACCACGAAAUCCCACAUGAGCCAGCUUAUGAUGUGCCUGUCCAGAAAAGUUCAACAAGCUGUUCCCACUGAGUCGAAUCCUAGGGUCGUCGUUGGCGCUGCAUGCUGUAGGAUGAUAGCCGCACUUGCCAGGCAAAUAGGAGCCAUCAAUAGAAUACGAGUCUUGUGUUUUGACCUCGUACGGGAAGAGAUUCCAGAUGCUGCAGAGCUUCUGUUGAAUGUGGCCGUCACAUGGACAACUGUCUUGAAAAGAAAGGUCGGAGCUAGAGCUCUCCCUCUUUGUGAUGCGUUGGAGAUGAUUGUAAUGCAACGUCUUGCAAAUGCUGCAGCCGCUAAGGAUCAACACGCCCAACAGAUGAUGGACUGUUUCCAAUCUAUCUGUGGAUGGAAUGUCCCAAUUGAGAAUGCCAUCGUUGAAAGCUGUUGUCAAGUUCUUGUUUCCCUUCAAGAUGUUACCAUAACCAAGUUCUACCUAUCAGUGAUUUCAGAACCUAGGGUUGCAAGUUUAACAUCCAAGUCGUACGAGCUUGUGAAGACCGUUGAAGUGUAUGCUCAACACCUCGGUUGGGAAUGGACCAAUGACUUCCUCAUCAGGGAGAAGCUUUGGCCUGUACUGAAGAUCUGGAGUCAAGGCUUACUACAGGCUACCAGUCCAGCAGGAACCGGUCCAGACCGGUUGAAACCGGAUGGCACUGGUAUAGGUGUGGAAACACCGGCUGAUGCAUCGGCGUGUGCUGUCAUGAAGAUAAUCGGGAACGUUGCAUCACUGGGACUGAAACGAAACAGACAGUCAGUGUAUGAGAUUCUUAAGAUGCUAGCAGGAGUCCUCCAACAACCAACGGAAUCGGUUCCGUUGACCGUCCAGUUCUGCACGGCAGACGCAGUCCUAAGUCUCUCUCCUAGUAACCCGACAUUUGCCCUCGCUGUUCUACAACUGUGGAAGAAGAAACAGCUGGCAUUGCUCCCCUCCAGAAUCAAAGACAAGAUGGCCGUCCUAACAAAGGUCGCUUGUGCUGCUUCAGGCGUAACUAAUUAGUGACUUGUGGCAGGGGUUCGACUUCACUCGUUUCAGACAGGCGCGCCGAACCAAAUAGAUUAGGAGCGACUCUAGGUCGACCCAAAUAAGUUUUGGUUUCAGACA
Messenger RNA from Asterias rubens (European starfish), 8711 nucleotides. RefSeq lists its product as uncharacterized. Lineage: Eukaryota; Metazoa; Echinodermata; Asteroidea; Forcipulatida; Asteriidae. Bases 183 to 8606 code for a protein of 2807 amino acids. The record is from RefSeq and is a predicted model, not a curated record. The transcript is spliced from 22 exons.